Sungouiella intermedia is the source of this 936-nucleotide messenger RNA. The record is from the annotation of a GenBank genome assembly. Lineage: Eukaryota; Fungi; Ascomycota; Pichiomycetes; Serinales; Metschnikowiaceae.
AUGACGAGUGAAAUGGUCACCGCAUUGGUGGCGAUCUCUCCUCGAUUUGUUGCUACAGGCGAUGCAGACUCGUGCUUACAUAUUCGUCAGUUCGAUAUUGAUGCAGCAAAGUUGGGUGGUUUUGGGCGAAGUCACACUCUGGAGAUCCAGGGUUUAGAUAAGCCUAAGUUUCCACUCUAUAAGCCGACCUCAUCUGUUUCACUAGGAAAAUGCUCGCAUUCUCCAGUAUCGUCGCUAUGUGCUGCAGGUAAUAACAUUCUAGCCACCAGUGGCUCGUCUGCGUCGCUCUGGGAUGUGGUUUCUCGCAGCAGAGUCCGACACUUUGCAACCACGGAUGUUGCCAACUGUGCGGACUUUGUAACACCAAAUUUGGUAGCAGUUGCCGGAAAUGCAUGUGAGUUGAGCCUAUUUGAUGUCCGCAGCCACCAUUCGUCUCCGAUUUUGUCAAAGAAAGUAGCUCUCGACAACUUAUACGGCCUCGUAGUGGAUGGAUCGGUCGUGUACUGUGGAGGAGCAGACGGGGACAUACACAAGGUGGACCUCCGCAACCAGAAGAAAGAAACAUGGCAAUUGUGGAGAAAGGAUGCUAUUUUGGAUUUGAAGAUGGCUUAUGGCUCCACAUCAGGAGUGGUGGCCUCCACUGAAUCGGGAAGAGUGUGUUGCGUCGAUUCGUAUGAGCCGGACUAUAAGUUUUCAUUUGAUACCGGUGAAAGUUUCAGCCACCGAAUCAAAUGUGACGUUGUAUCCACUUCAAAAGGCGUGGAUGUGGCAUGUGGAGGUGAGAACGGCGUGGUGUAUGUGUUUCAAUAUGAUGGGAAACACGAGCUGCGAACUGAUAUUACAAUCGGGGAAGGGUUGGUUGCCUCCGUGUGUUGGAGUGGAGAUGAUCUUUUUGCUUCCACUGGAAGUGAUGUUGUUUUUGUGGAUUUGGAAUGA